UCGCAAAUGUAGGAAUUCUUCUGCUGUGACUGAGUGUUUCCGGUUGGGUGUGAGCUGGGUUUUGGUGUCUUUUUGGAGGAUUCUCCUAGAAAGGUUCAGAAAAUGUCGAAAUCAUUGAAGAAAAUAGUGGAAGAAUGCAAGGAAAAGAAUCAGACAGAAUUGGAUUUGAGUGACAGAGGGAUCUCUAAUAUGUUGGAUAUUUCAGGACUGUUCACUCUCUCCAAUAUCACCCAGCUGGUGCUAAGUCACAACAAGUUAACAAGUGUUCCAGCGAAUAUAGCUGACUUGAGGAAUCUGGAAGUCAUGAAUGUUUUCAACAAUCAGAUAGAAGAUCUUCCAACACAAAUAAGCAGCCUACAGAAACUGAAGCAUCUGAACCUUGGCAUGAACAGGUUGAACACUCUGCCACGAGGAUUUGGGUCUCUACCAGCUCUGGAAGUGCUUGAUUUGACAUACAACAACUUGAGUGAAAAUUCUCUACCUGGCAACUUCUUCUACCUCACCACCUUGCGUGCACUCUAUCUAAGUGACAACGAUUUUGAAAUCCUGCCGCCAGAAAUUGCGAAGCUCACGAAGCUGCAGAUCAUCAGCCUGAGGGACAAUGACCUCAUAUCGCUGCCAAAGGAGAUUGGAGACUUGUCUCAGUUGAAGGAGCUCCAUAUUCAAGGAAAUCGACUCACCGUACUUCCCCCUGAAAUGGGUAAUUUAGAUCUUACUGGUCCAAAACAAGUCUUCAAAGCAGAAAACAACCCUUGGGUUACACCAAUCGCUGACCAAUUCCAACUAGGUGUAUCCCAUGUCUUUGAAUAUAUUCGUUCUGAAACCUACAAAUACCUUUAUGGUCGGCACAUGCAAGCAAACCCUGAACCACCAAAGAAAAGCAAUGACAAGUCCAAGAAGAUAAGCCGCAAGCCUUUGGCUGCGAAGAACAAAUGAAAACGUUGAUGGAUUUUCAUCUUGCUAUUGAACUCUUCUAGCAUGCGUCCCUGAUGUGUAUUAAUUACCUCACCUAUCUUAACAUGUUAUGCCAGGAACAGUAGAUGGGUUUUUUUGUGCCUUAGGUAUUUUUAAUGGUUUCAUAUCUUGAGGUGAUACCUCAGUUUUAACAUUCUUUCCAUAAUUGCCAUGAGUGGCUUUUGUUACCAGUAACUACAUUUUGGGUGACCCCACCUCCCUCCCCACCAUUAUCUUCUAUUCACAAAUCGUGGAUAGAAUAGGUUAAUUAUGCUCCAAGAAAUGCAACCAUUUGUACGAGCUGUCACAUGUGCUUUCAGAAUUGUUCUUUUGCUAAUGCAGUAUCUGAACUUUUACUGCUUUUAUGAUGUUUAAAUAAAAUCUCUAUUUAUAUGUA
This is a messenger RNA of Chiloscyllium plagiosum (whitespotted bambooshark), 1351 nucleotides long. RefSeq names its product Ras suppressor protein 1 (gene rsu1). NCBI's taxonomy places the organism in Eukaryota, Metazoa, Chordata, Chondrichthyes, Orectolobiformes, Hemiscylliidae. The record is from RefSeq and is a predicted model, not a curated record. Gene Ontology annotation, cellular component: cytoplasm.